AUACUCGACAUUUUAAAUAGCAGGAACGUAAACGCCAUGCUACAUAAACAAGUCAUCAGGGAUUGAAAUCAGUAUUAUUGUAGAAAGAAAAAGGAAGACUUCAUGGUAGCGAUUACAUUAUGUUCUUAGCUGGACCAAAAACCCAGUCAAGCCUUGGGCGAGGGAAGCUGUACCAGGCGGGGAGAGCACCAUACGUGAAGAACGCUCCCAGCAGCUUUGAGACAUUCUUCCUUGUCCACAUCGCAGAACCCAAUUUUCAACUCAGUCUUUCCCUAUACUCCGUGCAGCUAUCUAAGUACUUCCUAUAUUUCGAAUAAGCAGGGAUAGGAGGCGAUUGAACACCAAAAUAAAAGAAAGACGUGAAUAGGUGGAAAAUAGAGAAGCCAUAUUUCAUUUAAGACUGGUGAAGCAGGUAGUACAAACAUGCUUUCAACUAUUAAAAGACUAAUUCAGACCACCUUCAAUGAAAAUUCCAAAUGGAUACUGGUUGUGAAAAGCAAACACAGAGUCUUCAAAGAAACUGGAAAGCUGUGUGGACUGACAAUGGGCUUCACAUUUAUAUUCUUCCAAGCUGCAAUAAUCAUGCAAGGAUACUCCCCAACUCCUCUUGUCCUCUCACGGGCAUGUUACAAAGAAUCGCAAGACCCAACUGAGUUCCCCGUAAACAAGUGUUGUCAAACGUAUAACUACUCAAAGAAAGACUUCUUUAGAUGCAGUACCAAACUCCGUGAAAUGGAACACAUCACAAGCGAUUUCCCAGGGAGGGAAUUCUCUCCUGUUAAUGCUAUGGAGGCAAAUCAAAGAAUAGGGGAGUCUCUUUGGACCCAAGAAAACAAUACUACCAUUCAAAUUUUGGAAGACAGCAGUGGUUCAAAUUUACAUAAUAGAAUUAUGUGGGUAAUGAUAGGAGACUCCAGGGUGCGGCAAAUCUUCAGUGCACUUGUUUCUCUACUAAGUGGGCCCAGGUUAAAAUACAAGAAACCAUCAACACUGGGGAAAUGGAGGAGCUCUCAUGAAUUAACUGAAAGUCUUCGUAUCGGUAAACUUCAUGAAGACAUUGAAGUCUGUCAUAUAGACUAUUUUGUGAAUCUAAAAUUCUACUGGGACCCUACAUUACAGAGAUUACCAAAAUUGCUCAAAUACUGGACACCAAAUGAAAGUGACAGACCUUCUGUUUUAUUAAUAGGGAGUGGACUGCACUGGAUGAGACAAUCAACUCAUACUUACCAUACAAGUGGACUACAAUCUGCAGCUGAAAGUUUCCGGAUGCAUAUGGAAAAACUACAUUCACAAUUAAUAAGCAUAGCAGGUUCUAUGAACACCAUCAUUCAAUUACUUGACCCUAUACAGGAAACAGUUAUAUUCCCUAAGUACAAAGGAAUCUAUUCCAAUGAAAACAUUGAACUCUACAACGACAUCAUUACCUCAACCUUUACUAAGUCUGAUGUGAUAAUCUGGGAUAGCAACAUACCAACUGCAAAUCAUUACUUUCAUCAGUGCAGAAUAACAAAUCAGCAAUCAUAUGAUAAGCUCUGGGACUGUGGAAACCCCCUUCAUCCAGGAUUUAUUGCAGUCGAGAAAAAUCUUAAUAUGCUACUAAAUGGUGUUUGUAACAAACUUUUAAGAAUAGAUGAAUUAUACUGCUAAAGUUAAACAAAAUAAUUAAAUUUUUUUAUCUCUGUGUACAGAACAUACUACCUUCUAAGGGCUCUCUUUUAUGAACUGAAAUAAUAGGCCUUAAAGAAAUGGCACCAGUAUGUGCAUUAUACAAUUGCUCUCGAUGUAUGCAUAGAAGUAAGAGCUGAAUAUGGUGCACAAUUAAUACUAGACCUGACAAAAGAACUACUAAUUCAAUGCCCCAUAGCAGGAGAACCUCAUGUAACCUCUUAAAUUAUGUAUGAAUCUAAAAAAUUUACUUGUUGUGAUGAAAUUGCUGUACUGUAAAUUAAAAUCCAAGAAUUAUAUCCAUAAACUGCAUUAAUGUCAAAGCUAAAAGUUAAAAACAAAGACUUUCAAACACAUGAACAGUAUUUCUCCUCAGUGUUUACAUUAAAAUUUUUUAUCUUUUACAUCAAUACAAUUUAUUAAUAUAGCUGUGGAUUUAUUAUUUAUAUUAUAUGUGACAUUGUGAAUAAAGACCAGUCUUGUACACAUACUUAUCUAAAUUAUUAGAUAUCAAAUUAAUUAGAGGAAAUGACUAAAGCAACCAAAAAAGUAUAUAACAUUUAUAAAGAUUACAGACCCUCAUGUUCA
Macrobrachium nipponense is the source of this 2253-nucleotide messenger RNA. RefSeq lists its product as uncharacterized. The record is from RefSeq and is a predicted model, not a curated record. NCBI's taxonomy places the organism in Eukaryota, Metazoa, Arthropoda, Malacostraca, Decapoda, Palaemonidae. Bases 424 to 1647 code for a protein of 407 amino acids. The transcript has 6 exons.